CUGAAGCGUAACAUAACCUUUAAGUUUCCGGUCUUCUCGGGAAAGGGACGUUUCUAAAACGUGAGAGUUUUUAGAAGACUAAAUUUGACUAAAAUGAAGGCCAAAGGAGAGCUGAAAGAAUUUGAAGUGAUCGGAAGGAAGCUUCCCAAUGAGAAGGAGAAGAACACUCCUCUUUACAAAAUGAGGAUAUUUGCUCCGGAUUAUAUUGUCGCCAAGUCAAGAUUUUGGUAUUUCCUGCGUCAGCUGAAAAAGUUCAAGAAGAGCACAGGAGAAAUCGUAUCGUUGAAACAGAUCCCUGAAAAGUCACCCAUCAAGAUCAAGAACUUUGGUAUCUGGCUGAGGUACGACUCACGAUCAGGCACACACAACAUGUACCGUGAGUACCGAGACCUGAGUGUCAGCGGAGCUGUGACUCAGUGCUACAGAGACAUGGGCGCUCGCCACCGUGCUCGUGCUCACUCCAUCCAGAUCAUCAAGGUGGAAGUCGUAAAAGCUGCUAAUUGCCGUCGUCCUCUUGUUAAGCAAUUCCACGAUUCCAAGAUUCGUUUCCCUCUCCCCAAGAGGAUCCAGGGAACCAAGUCCAUGCCCAAGUUCUCCGUGAGGAAGCCACGUACCUUCUUCCAGUAGGCGGAUAUUUCGGUGGCAUCAUUUGUUUUACUUAUUAAACCUUUGUAAAAUA
This is a messenger RNA of Macrosteles quadrilineatus (aster leafhopper), 679 nucleotides long. Its product is annotated as 60S ribosomal protein L18a-like. Gene Ontology annotation, biological process: translation. Bases 94 to 627 code for a protein of 177 amino acids. The record is from RefSeq and is a predicted model, not a curated record. The transcript has 4 exons. Lineage: Eukaryota; Metazoa; Arthropoda; Insecta; Hemiptera; Cicadellidae. Gene Ontology annotation, cellular component: cytosolic large ribosomal subunit; ribosome. Gene Ontology annotation, molecular function: structural constituent of ribosome.